Messenger RNA from Closterium sp. NIES-67, 3209 nucleotides. The record is from the annotation of a GenBank genome assembly. Lineage: Eukaryota; Viridiplantae; Streptophyta; Zygnematophyceae; Desmidiales; Closteriaceae.
AUGUUCGGUGGCUGAUCAUCCGCCGCGAAUGGCGCAGGACAAAUCCACUUCGGUCGUGGGUUCACCCAAGCCUUCUCUCCCGAUCCCAGGCCUCCAGUGCCAUUCAAAGGUCUCUCCACCAAUCCUUGGCCAACCCGAUCUCGAGUCGCUUCUCGCUCACGCGACAGCCAGCUGUUUGCCGGCCCAGUUCUUCCGACAAAACGGCGGCGGCGGCGGCGGCGGACGGCUAAAGGCGUACGUGGCGGCGCUCUUGUCGUUUCUACGGCCGUGGCAGUGGCUGUGGAACGCACAUCUCGUCAGCUUUUUCGAUCAACGGCUGUGGGAGCGCGUUGAUCCGCGAUGGCUGGACGCUCUGUCGAAAUGCCACGUGUCAGAGCUGCUUCUAGUCCCGUCCGGCCACGUGGCGCGUUCCGAUUGGCCUCAGGAUCUCAAAGAGUUUAUCAAGAAUGCGCGUAGGCUUUCACUUAGGAGAGAUAUGGCGACGAUGGGGAACGGAAGGAAACUGCGAGAGAGGAGUGGAGUGAGAGGAGAAGUCGGAGGAAGGAAGGCGACAUGUGGCAGCAGCAGACCGGCCGAGAGGGUUCGAGCGACACGUCAGCAGCACACUUUUCUGAACCCUGAACCCUGGCUGUCGUCUGUUCCUCGCGAGCUGACGCGUGGCAUGAAUCCGAAAAAGCUUCAUGAGAUCGAACGGCUGUCGUCGCUUGUAGCAGCUGUCGCGGAGCACUCUGCCGCCCAUUGCCUCUCCCGCAGUCACUGUUCAUCCAGCUACAGGAAUCACUGUGCCUCUGGCUCCGAUGGCUACUGUUCAACGAGGGGGGUGAAUGUGACAGAAACGAGUGGCGCAGUAACGGUGGUCGAUCUUGGGGCCGGGCAGGGUUAUUUGUCUCAGAUUCUUUCGUUUCAUUUCGGGCUGCCCGUUGUGGCAGUGGACGCGUCGCACCACCACACAAGUGUGUUGCACACACGCGCGGCACGCGCCAGUAAGUCUUGCGGGAAAGAGAGGAAGCAGAGGAAUAAGGGGGGGAAGGGGAAGAUGAAGGGAGGAGAAGGGGAAGAGGGGAGGAAGCGCGGGGAAGGGAGUGAGUUAAAGGACGAGGAAGGGUUGGCGUUGACAGGUGCUGGUGCCGAACCAUGGGGGGGCCGAGUUUGUGCCUCCGAGCCUGAAGCGCAGCCAGAUGCAGGCUUGAUACAGGCUCCGAGGCUGGUGACUCGAACUAUAAGUCUUGGCUCGGCAGCUGCCACAAUUGGGGCGUUGCUGAGAGGCGAUGGGGAGAGGAGAGGGGAGGGAGCAGGGGUGGAUGAGGGCGAGGAGGAGAGGAAAGGGGAGGAUAAGGAGGGAGAGAGAGAGGCGGCCAAUGCGGGAAGCGCGGAGGAGAGCGAUGUGGAUGCGGAGAGUGGCAUGGCAAGGGAUGGCGUGGCAAAGGAUGGCAACAGCUGUAGCUGUAGCGUGCGUGGAUUGCUGGCAGGGCUGCAUGCGUGUGGCGACCUCACAGUGAGCGCACUGAGAGCGUUCGUGCUACAGCCGGAGGUCCGAGCCAUGGCCAUGGUGGGGUGCUGCUACAACCUGCUCUCAGAGCAAGGGGAGGGUGCUGGGGGCGAGAAGCACGCCCCCCUUGCCCCACCUGCCCCACCUCCCCCACCUGCUGCUCCGUCUCCUCCUCCCAGGCUGCCUGCUGCCCAGCACCUCCUACAGCAGCCAAGGGAUUCUGGCGCUCCCUCCCCGUUUCAUGCUCCUCCUGUUGCUGCUGCUGCUGCUGCUGCUGCUGCCACUUUGUCUGAUUCUCCUUCUCCUGCUCCUUCUGCUCCUUCUUCUCCUUCUGCUCCUUCUGCUCCGUCUUCUCCUUCUGCUCCUUCUGCUCCUUCUGCUCCGUCUUCUCCUUCUGCUCCUUCUUCUCCUUCUGCUCCUUCUGCUCCGGCCGUCGCCGUGCCCCCCUUUGGCUUCCCCUGCUCCUCCUAUGUGCGCGCAGUCCCUCUUCCCCUCGAACAGAUCAUUUCUGAUCAGCACACGUGUCGGCCUCUCAUUGGCCGCAACGGCCGUGACCUGGCGUGCCAGAGUGCUGACAGGUGGAGGGUGACCCCCCCUGAAGAGGCUGAGGGAAACUUUGAGGUGCAUUCCUUCCGGGCGGCACUAGAGGUGCUGAUCAGGCGGCAUUGCGCAGAUAAGGACAAGAGUGCUGGUAAAAUUGAUGGUGUGAGUGAGGGUUCCCUUGCUGGAAGGAGUGAGGGGCUGGAAGGAGGUGGAGGAGGAAGUGAGGGGGGAGGGAUGAGUGGGAUACGAGUGGGUCGGUUGGGUAAAGCGACGAGGAGAAGGAGAGUUGCAGCUGCUGCCGCUGCUGCCGCUGCUGCUUCUGCUGCUUCUGCUGCUGCUGCUGCUUCUGCUGGUGCUGCUUCUGCUUGUGCUGCUGGUGCUGCUGGUUCGGCUGAUGCCACCAAGCCUGCUGCAUCUGCUAGAUCAGACAACACCUUUACUCUCGAGAAAGCAAGUCCUUGCAUUGCUGGCAGCAGCUCAUAUGGAGGAGGACCAGGGGACCAGGAUGUGCAUGAUGAGAGGGGAGAGCAUUACAGGGCAGAAGGAGAACCCGGCUCAAGCGCGCCUCACUCCCCACCGUCCUCCCCUUCCUCCUCUCCUCUCUUCCGCCAACAGCUCUCAGCCUUCUCCUCCUACGCCCUCUCUGCCUGCCUCAAGCUCCACAUCUCCCCACCCCCCUGCCCCUCUCUCAUCGCAAGUGUGUGGGGCGAGGUGUGGCCGCACGUCCCCCUGGUGCAGGUCUUCUGGUGCCUGAGAGCCGUGCUGGCAGGGGCGCUGGAGUCGCUGCUGGUGGCCGACCGGCUGCUGUGGCUGGAGGAAAUGGGGGGGAGAGUGAUGAUGGCCAAGGGAAGUGGGGUAGAAGAGGAAUGUGCUGACGAGGGUGGGAGGGAAGAGCAGCAGGGGGAGCAGCAGGGGGGACAGGAGGUGAGCGGCUGCAAGCGACCAGCGUUUAGUUUUGCUGUGGUCCCGCUCUUCCAGCCAGAGACGUCGCCUCGCAACCUGGCUAUUGUGGCACUCAAGGACCUGGCCUCGUAGUAACCAGAGCAGAGCACUCAGAAUUGCUGGUGUUGCUGCUCGUUUUAGGAAAGCAUCAUGUCAUGUUCCAGUGGCUUACGUCCACACCUAGUAUGGGAAAAGUAUGCUGACAUGCUGCCGUAGAUAGUAUUCUGAGAACGUU